CGGCGGCGGAAGAUGGAAGGAGCCUCCUUCGGAGCGGGCCGGGCGGGCGGCGCCGUGGACCCCGUGGAUUUCCUCAAGCAGCCGCAGACCAUCCUCCGGGUGACGGCCUGGAUCUUCUCCAUCGUGGUGUUUGGCUCCAUCGUGAACGAAUGCUACGUGAACAAGGACAGCCAGGACCCCGAGCUCCUCUGCAUCUUCAACCAGAAUGAGAGCGCCUGCAGCUACGGCAUCGCCGUUGGCAUUAUUGCCUUCUUUGGCUGCAUCUUCUUCUUCGUUGUGGACCUCUACUUCCAGCAGAUCAGCAGCGUGAAGGACCGCAAACGGACCGUCCUGCUGGACCUCGGCUUUUCAGGUUUCUUGUCCUUCCUGUGGUUUGUAGCUUUCUGCUUUCUCGCGAACCAGUGGCAACGGACAACGAUGAGCAAAGGGGUUCAACAGGGAGCAGACGCCGCUCGGGCAGCGAUCGCCUUCUCCUUCUUCUCCAUCAUCACCUGGGUCGCCCUGGCGGCGAAGGCGCUGCAGAGGUACCGCCUGGGCACGGACAUGUCGCUCUUCGCCACGGAGCAGUUCGCGGGCGACGCCGGCGCGGCGUACCCCGGCUACCCCGCCGGCAGCGGCGUCGAGAGCGCGGAGACCUACCAGAGCCCCCCCUUCACCGAGACCCUAGACGCCAACCCGAAAGGCUACCAAGUGCCGGCGUACUGAGGGACGGCGGGCGGCCGCCGGGGCCGGGCGGCUCGUGCCUGGCUGCGGUGCGGUCGGUACCGUUCCCCCGCCGUGGCGAGUCAGCGCUGGGUUCCCUCCCGUUAGCUAGUUGUGCGGUGAACUCUGUACAGUGGUCUUGGUUCUUGUCUCCCCCGUCCCAGGGGUUUUGAUUAAAGCAGUGUUCCCUCUAAGCCGCAAGGGAGGCGGGUCGCUCCCGCCGGCCGCCCGCCCGCCCGCUCCUUCCCGGCGGCUCCC
Molecule: messenger RNA, 960 nt
Organism: Rhea pennata
Lineage: Eukaryota; Metazoa; Chordata; Aves; Rheiformes; Rheidae
Gene: SYNGR3
Product: synaptogyrin 3
Exons: 4
Coding region: 13-705 (230 amino acids)
Cellular component (GO): neuromuscular junction; synaptic vesicle membrane
Source: RefSeq, a predicted model, not a curated record